Pestalotiopsis fici W106-1 is the source of this 1383-nucleotide messenger RNA. RefSeq lists its product as uncharacterized. Bases 1 to 1383 code for a protein of 460 amino acids. The transcript is spliced from 2 exons. Gene Ontology annotation, biological process: transmembrane transport. Gene Ontology annotation, cellular component: fungal-type vacuole membrane. NCBI's taxonomy places the organism in Eukaryota, Fungi, Ascomycota, Sordariomycetes, Amphisphaeriales, Sporocadaceae. The record is from RefSeq and is a predicted model, not a curated record. Gene Ontology annotation, molecular function: transmembrane transporter activity.
AUGACCCAAAAUGGAGCGGCUGAAUCUGCUGCAUUAUCACGAGAAGAACCUUCGCAUCUGAACUCCGACCUCACAGAGAGGGGCACGGUAUCCACAUCUCAUACCUAUCCUGAGGGCGGACGCGAUGCCUGGCUGGUAGUUCUUGGGGCUUGGUGCGGGUUGACGGCUUCUUUGGGCAUCUACAACACAUCUGGAGUUUUCGAGGUCGUCAUUUCUCAAGUGAUCCUGCCUCAGGACUCGGCGUCUACCCUGGGAUGGUUAUUUUCCAUCUAUGCCUUUGUCACGUGGAUCUGUGGUGUCCAGAUUGGACCAACAUUCGACGCAAUUGGUCCUCGAGCCUUGAUCACCGCCGGCAGCAUAUGCACUCUGGUUGGCAUCUUCAUGCUCAGCUUCUGCACAGAGUACUAUCAAAUACUUCUGUCUUUUUCCCUGUUGACUGGCAUUGGAUCGUCACUCCUUCUGACCCCAUCAAUGGGAUGCGUUGCCCACUGGUUUUUUGAACGCCGUGGCCUCGCCAGCGGUAUAGCCUUCAUUGGCGGUGGGUUUGGUGGAGUACUCUUCCCCCUCAUGCUGCAAUCCCUUUUGCCUCAAGUUGGGUGGGCAUGGUCCAUCAGAGCCCUGGGCUUCGUGUUGAUGGUUCUCUGCGGCAUCAGCAUUGCAUUUUGCCGAAGUCGCAUACCCCCUCGCAAAGGGACUGCUACGACAUGGCGAGAUACUCUGCCUGACCACCGCAUCUUCCUUGAUGGGACUGGAGCCAUGGCUUUGACGACUGCUGGGGUUCUGUUGACGGAUUUGGCAUACUUCAUUCCCAUCACCUAUACACCGAGUUAUUACAUUACGCGACAGGGUCUGUCCUCGGAAGAGUCUCUUGAAGGCUCAGCAGCAUUCGCGUAUCAACUCCUUGCGAUCCUGAACGUGGCAUCUUGCGUUGGCCGUUACGUUGCUGGCGACUUGGCUGACCGCUUUGGGCGUUACAACACCAUGAUUGUUUCUCUCUUCCUAUGCACCAUCUCGUUGUUGUGUCUGUGGUUGACAGAUAUCUUGGUACCAGGAUUGGAAAGCGACGGCCUUCUCAUAGCUUUCGUGGUCUUGUUUGGUUUCCAAAGCGGUUCCAACGUCAGCUUGACACCGAUCUGUCUUGGCCAGCUAUGCGAUACGGAGGAAUACGGGCGAUAUUAUGCUAGCUGCUUCACAGUGGUCGCGUUUGGCGUCCUGAUAAGCCUGCCAGUUGCUGGAAGCUUGCUUGGCACAGUAGGUACUACUGGGAAAGGAAAAUACUGGGGCGUUGCCGUGUUUGCUGGUUCGAGUUAUGUGGCCGCCACGAUUUGCUUUCUAUGGGUGAGAGUCAAGCUCAAGGGUUGGUCUUGGAAGAUCAAGUGGUAG